Molecule: messenger RNA, 1964 nt
Organism: Notechis scutatus (mainland tiger snake)
Lineage: Eukaryota; Metazoa; Chordata; Lepidosauria; Squamata; Elapidae
Gene: PCYOX1
Product: prenylcysteine oxidase 1
Biological process (GO): prenylated protein catabolic process; prenylcysteine catabolic process
Molecular function (GO): prenylcysteine oxidase activity
Source: RefSeq, a predicted model, not a curated record
GGGCCCCCUCGCCGUCUCCUUCGGCCAUGGCUGCGAGGGCUCUGCUGCUGCUGCUGCUGCCGCUGCUGCUGCUGUGCUGCCGGGGCGCCUCCUCGGGGGCGCCGGAGCUGCGCCGCCCGCCCUCCCGCCUCGGGGUGAUCGGGGCCGGCAUCGGGGGCUCCUCGGCGGCCUAUUUCCUGCGCCAGAAGUUCGGCCGAGAGGCGCGGAUCGACGUCUUCGAGCGGGGCGCGGUGGGCGGCCGCCUGGCUACCGUCCAGCUGGAAGGCCGGGACUUCGAGGCGGGCGGCGCCGUCCUGCACCCGCUGAACCUGCACAUGAAGCACUUCGUCAAGGAACUGGGGCUUUCUGUUCCUCAGGGUCAAGACGGGCUCAUGGGCAUUUACAAUGGGGAGGAAUUUGUCUUUGAGGAGAGCAGCUGGUAUGUCUGGACUCUUCUGAAGCUGCUCUGGCGCUACGGACUGAACCCCCUGCGGAUCUACAUGUGGGUGGAGGAAGUCCUGGAAAAGUUUAUGAGGAUCUAUCGGUACCAGUCGUACGACUACGCCUUCAGCAGCCCUGAGACUCUGCUCCAUGCCCUCGGAGGGACGGGCUUCCUUCACAUGUUGAACCAGACCAUCGAUGAGUCCCUGCAAAAGGCCAGGUUUUCUCAGGCAUUCAUCAACGAGAUGGUCACCCCUAUCAUGCGAGUCAACUAUGGGCAAAGUGCCAGUAUCAAUGGCUUCGUAGGAGCUGUAUCUUUGGCCGGAGCGAGUGGAGGACUUUGGUCGGUAGAAGGUGGCAAUAAAUUGGUGUGUUCGGGCCUUCUGUAUGCUUCCAAAGCCCAGCUGAUUUCUGGUCCCGUUAUCUCCAUAGAAGCAAAAACAAGGCCCAAGGGCCGUGCAGGUGGCCUGACAAAGCAGUAUGAGGUUACCUACAACUCCACGUCUGGAGAAACAUCAGGGGUCUACGACAUCCUCCUCAUCGCCACUCCCUUGCAGCGCAAGAUCGCCAACAUAACCUUCCGCAACUUCGACCCCCCGAUCCCCGAGUUCUCCCCUCCCUACCACCAGACGGUGGCCACCUUUGUCCACGGGCACAUCAACGCUUCUUUUUUUGGCUAUCGGGACCCUUCCCAGUUCAGCCUGAAGGCCAUUCUCACGAUGGAGGAUCCUCACCUGUUUGUCAGCAGCCUUGGGGUGGUUUCUCCGGUGAAGGGCAACCACCUGGGCCCUCCGGUCUGGAAAGUGUUCUCCCACCAGUUGCUGACCGAUGAGCAACUGAAGCUGCUUUUCUCAUCCUAUGAUUUGGUGGAAGUGCAGAAGUGGCUGGCCUACCCACACUAUGCCCCUCCCCAGAAGUGCCCACCUUUCGUUCUCCAUGACCACAUGUAUUACGUCAAUGCCAUAGAAUGGGCAGCCAGCGCCAUGGAGAUGAGCGCGAUCUCUGCCAAAAACGCGGCCCUCUUGGCUCACCACCAUUGGUACAAUAAGAUGGACAGGAUCGAUCAAGAGGACUUGCACGAGAGACUCAAGACAGAGCUUUGACUUGGCAUGACAAGGAUUGGGGGGCGGCAUCGGAGGGCAGGGGAAGCUUGCAGCGUAUCUUGGGUGUUGGGUAUGAGUGCGCAAAAUGCCUGAAUUUUGAAAUGCUCCAUUUGCAGCCCAAAAUGUUAAGAAGCUUCAAAUGUCUUCGCUUGGCAAUAACUAGGGCAGUUUUAAGCUCAGAACAUUCCUACAAGGGCCAAAAUAUUUUUAGUGAGGUAAGAAAGGUUUGGAAAAUGUUUCAAGCUUCCAACAGUUGGCAACCAUCACUGUUCAUCCUACUUUGGUGCUCCCAAGAAAACAGGCUUAAAGGGAAUUCUUAGUAACCGCCUUUUAAAAACGACUUUACCUUCUGGAUUUCUUUUGCAAAUCACAUUACUUGUUAUAAGUAAUUCUUUGGGGAACAAGAAAAACUUUGAAUAAAUCCUUCGGGCUGACAACUCA